This is a messenger RNA of Poeciliopsis prolifica (blackstripe livebearer), 2558 nucleotides long. RefSeq lists its product as uncharacterized. Gene Ontology annotation, molecular function: protein binding. Lineage: Eukaryota; Metazoa; Chordata; Actinopteri; Cyprinodontiformes; Poeciliidae. The record is from RefSeq and is a predicted model, not a curated record. Bases 280 to 2031 code for a protein of 583 amino acids. The transcript is spliced from 9 exons.
UUACUUCAGCAAGUGCCCGCCGUCAGAGGAAAUGGGAGUGGUGGGACGAACUUCCCUAGAAUUCGUGGCGCAACACGAACAGGAAGAGUUUUUCCACCAGCAGCACAAAACCUCCCCGACCGUCUCUGUUCAUUCCGCCCUGCUGGCGGCUGCCUGGGGUUUUUAUUUUCGACUAAAGAACAUCACGGGACGGCUUUGUUUCGACUACGGAAUCGACUGGAAAGAGUCGAAAGAGUUUUCCUGAAUUUAAAGGCUUUUGAGUUUUACUUUUGGAAAACCAUGGCUUCUUUCCAGCUGCUGGUUUUCUUGGGAUGCUUUGCGACUGCGCAAGCUGCCAUCGAUCUCGAGUGUUUCAACGACUAUGAAAAAAUAUUUUGCCAACUGGGGGUGGAACAGUGUUCACAAUAUACCUUGAGGGUGGAUGAUGACUUUGAAAAAUUCAAUCCCUCUUUGGAGAAGUGUAACGGCCAGCAGUGCUGCUUCUCUACGACCUUUGAACCUGUCUCCAAAGAUUAUUCUGUAAAAGUUUUCCAAGGAAAGGAAACAGUCCGUUCAACAACUUUCGACGUCCUGAAGACCUUAAAGCCUAAAACUCCAACGAUUGUGACUGUGAAUAAAAGUGGAAUGAUCUAUACAGUCAACUGGAUGACACACAUGAGUGACAUACUUGGUAAACUGACCGCUGAAGUGACCGUCUUCAAAAAUGGAACCCCAUGGAAGCAGGAGUUUAAGGAGAUCACUCCAGCUACAGUCGAUGGACAAGAGAGUUUCCAAAUAAAUGGUCAAGAUUUGGAGCCAGAAACAGUUUACACGGUCAGCGUGAGGAGCUACACGGACUACAGUCAAAAAUUCAGCGACCGAAGCAAUGAGUACGAAAUUAAAACCCCUAGCGCACCAAACUCGCUGGUCCUGUGGAUCAUCAUUCCCCCUAGCAUUUUUGGAAUCAUCUUGAUAGUCUCUAUUUACAUCUGCUUUGUAAGGAUCAAGAAGAAGUGGUGGGACAGUUUCUCAGAACCGAAAAAACUUUCUGUAUCAGUCGGAACUCCACAGUUUUUCAAACCUCAUGAUGAAACCACCUCUCCUGUCCGGGUUCAGAGCUUCCCUUCAAAGGACGACGACCAAAUGUCGCCAAUUAAACAGAGAGAAGAUGGCAGUAUGAAUGGCAACAGCAGUGGAGGCUCUUCAGAUCUUUGUUAUGGUCAGACGGAAACUCUUGACCCAAACAGCGAAGACUUUGCCAAAAUUAUAAAUAAAUCCUUAUUGGAAUGCCUAUCAAAACACUUUAUUUUCACUGAUCUACAUAUUCGUGGUCAAGGUCAUGAGGCGUCUCUUUGCCCAUCAUAUAAGUCGGGUAAGGCUGGCAUAUUCAAUCGUACCUAUUUUCCGCCUCUUCCCAAGACUCUGAAUCUGACUAAGGAGAACUGUUCUGGAGUAAAAUUCCCAGACAACUCAAUAAAUUCCUGCAAAAGCAACACUGUGGGCUGUCCUGACCAACAGAUACCUGCUGGUCUGCUUUCGGCACAGAAAGGUAUUUCAUCUGACGUGCGGGUAGACAUGUCAUACCAGAAAAACAAAGCAAAUGCCAACCAAUCCCCUCUUUCAGAAAACAGCAGCUUAUCCUCCACUUUCAGUGGCACCACUACAACCACCUCUUCUGGGUUUCACUCCAGUAAUGGAUCCAUCUUGAAGAGAUUUAAUGAAGAGAACCCCGACGUCUUAAAAAUGCUGUCUCCAAGCAGUCUGCCUUCUGGGACAUGCCACUGUCCUGUGGUUGUAGACGACUACAAGCCAUUUCGAAGCAAAGUGGAGCAUCCAGGUGUUCUGCCUUCAGAAAACCAAAGCAUUGAUCAUCAGCGUUUGAAUGUGAUUGAAGGCGAGAGAUUCCUCCAGGUGCCUAAAAUGUGCUUUACUCCAGAUUUGAGAAAAUGGAAUGGUCCAUGUCCUUCGGUGCCGCAGAUACCACACUUACCCUUACUGUCUUCUGACAUGGCUGCCCCAGUAGUUGUAGUUGAUGGCUAUAAAUGUGUGUAGUUCACCAGCCCUGGCUUAAGACUUUGUAUGGCAAGAUGUGGAAGCUUCAGGAAACCUUCCCGACUUUCAGAACUAGUUUGUAGCAGUGCCAGCUGUUGGGUUUGUUUCAUGUCAUUUGCAGAGCUGGUGACAAUGGUCAAGUUGUUUUCAAGCAGAGCUGUUUAUUUUCUUCUUUUUUAACCUUUCGAUUAAACAGUAUCAUCAGGGUUUCAUUGUAUUUUACAUGACUGAGAAGAAAAUAAGUGAAUAAAAAAGUACAUAAAUGAGUUGUAUAUGUUUGUACAUUUAUCUACGUAUUAUUUAAUGUGAUGGAGACUUUAUUUGUGCUGUGUGGAAUUGUUUUCCACAAUGUAAAAUAUGUAAAUAUCAAGUUUAUAUAUGUUCCAAACUAUGAGCCAGCGCCGUCUGUUUGGAACCAAAAUCUCUUUCUUGCAAAUGCUUGAAGAAAGCAGAGUAAAGUGAGAUGUUUCUGUCAAAUUUAAUGUGUUCUGUUUGUUCCUUAAAUAAACUUUAUAAUGUGAGUAAAA